AUGAGGUUUCUGCUGCUGAUUGUCUGUGUGCUGCCCGUGUGCCGCGCGGCGCCCAUCCUGUGCACCCUGUACGGAUACAACUGUCCGACACAGCCGGCGACCACCACCGAGCCGCAGCCGCAGCCGGCGCAGACGCCAGCUGAGGCCUCGCUGCUGGCGCAGCAGCAGGCCUACCUGCAGCAGCUGCAGCAGUUCCAGCAGGCACAGCAGGCGCAGCAGGCACAGCAGGCGCAGCAGGCUCCGGAGCCCGCGGCGGCCGCAUUGCAAGAGCAUCAAGCGCAGCUGGCACAGCAGCAGCAGGCUUAUGAACUCGCCCAGCAGAAAGAGCAGCAGCAGCAGGCUGCCGAGCAGGCUGCUCAGCAGCAAGCCGCCCAACAGCAGGCCGCUCAGCAGCAGGCCGCCCAGCAGCAGGCCGCCCAGCAGCAGGCUGAACUAGCUGCCCAGCAGGCGGCGACCACGCCGCAGCCGGAUGCAGCUACCCUGGCUGCCAGCAAGUUCCAGGCUGCCUUUGACGCGGCAGUAGCGGCCAUCGCCGCGGCGGCCGCGCGAGGCGAGAGGUUCGACCCGGUGGCGUACGCCAAGGCGGCGUCGGCAGCGGCCGCGGCCGACCCGCCGGCGCCGCAGCUCUCGGCCGACCCAUUCCAGGUGGCCGCGCAGACUCCUCUGAACGCGUACGAGCCGGCGCCGCAGAAGGCGGCCCAGUUCCAGGUGCCCGUGGCACCGACUCUGCCUCCGACUACCACCACGACCACCACCACGACCACCACGACCACCCCGGCGCCGGCGGUGGACCCGGCGGCGGCCAGUCGGUUCCUGGCGGACGCUGCGCAGCUGGCGCCCGGCGCCUACUACUACCCUGGCUACUCGCUCUACUACAACCAGCUGAGCCAGAACCCGCUCCUGUACCAGCAGGGCGCCAGCGCACCCUCGGCCCCGGAGCAGUCGCCCCCGACGGCCGGGUAG
Molecule: messenger RNA, 963 nt
Organism: Amphibalanus amphitrite
Lineage: Eukaryota; Metazoa; Arthropoda; Thecostraca; Balanomorpha; Balanidae
Product: mediator of RNA polymerase II transcription subunit 15-like
Exons: 3
Coding region: 1-963 (320 amino acids)
Source: RefSeq, a predicted model, not a curated record